This is a messenger RNA of Sesamum indicum (sesame), 2048 nucleotides long. Its product is annotated as zinc finger MYND domain protein. NCBI's taxonomy places the organism in Eukaryota, Viridiplantae, Streptophyta, Magnoliopsida, Lamiales, Pedaliaceae. The record is from RefSeq and is a predicted model, not a curated record.
CUCUCUUUUUCACCCUCAUGUAAACGUCAAUCUGCAUUUUCGUCCUUCACAAUCCAGGCCGCCUUAUCAAAUUGGGCACCUACACUUCAACGUAAAAGUUCAAACCUAUCAAUUUCUCCAUACAAUUACGGGAAAAAGUUUCUAAUCACAACUUCCAUCAAAUGACACCCUUCCCUUAAUCUCAUUGUAGCUGAAAUCGAAGGGGCAAUCCCUCAAAUUCGGGUUGAAUUUCUUCUAUCCGAUCAUCAGAAACAAUGUUAUCUACUCAGGAAAGGAAGUUGAGGUUGCUGAGACUCGUAAUUUAUCUGGGGUUGGGGUUAGGGUUUGGAUUUGGAUAUGGGGAUGCGUUGAAAGUGCCGUUUAGAGUGAAGGACGUGCUUCCGGUGUUGCCACGUCAGGUAUCGUGGCCUGUGAUGAACAAUAUUCAUAGCGCCGUUGAUUUGCUGCCGCAGUAUAUUGGAUCACUGGCGCCCAAUAAUGGGACGAUUAAGUGGAAAGGGGCGUGCUUUUUGGAUAACGAGGCGAAUAUCGAGUUUACUGCUGCGGGUGAUAGGGGAAUCGGGGGUGGCAUCCUUCAUGUUUCGACUGCAGCAGCCCACAGCUGGACGUGUAUGGAUUUAUAUGUAUUUGCCACUCCCUAUAGGGUCACUUGGGACUAUUAUUUUUCAGCUCGAGACCAUACGUUGAGAAUUGAAUCAUGGGAGGAACCCGCGGAAUUAGAAUAUGUAAAGCAGCAUGGUGUCUCAGUUUUUCUUAUGCCAUCAGGAAUGCUUGGGACAUUCCUUUCCUUGGUUGAUGUCUUGCCUUUGUUCUCCAAUACUGGUUGGGGUCAGAGUGCUAAUCUAGCUUUUCUGAAGAAACACAUGGGUGCUUCAUUUGAAAAACGUCGUGCACCAUGGCGUGCUACCAUCAACCCAGAAGAUGUGCAUUCUGGUGAUUUUUUAGCUGUCUCAAAGAUCCGUGGACGUUGGGGUGGAUUCGAGACACUGGAGAAGUGGGUCACUGGUGCAUUUGCCGGACAUACAGCUGUAUGCUUGAAGGAUGAAUCGGGUAAUCUUUGGGUUGGUGAAUCUGGACAUGAGAAUGAAAAGGGUGAAGAAAUCAUUGCGGUAAUUCCUUGGGAUGAAUGGUGGGAAUUAGCACUCAAGGAUAGUUCUAAUCCACAGAUAGCUUUGCUGCCCUUACAUCCAGAAGUACGUGCUAGGUUUAAUACUACUGCAGCCUGGGAGUACGCUCGGCAGAUGGCAGGCAAGCCAUAUGGUUAUCACAACAUGAUCUUUAGUUGGAUCGACACUGUCGCUGAUAAUUAUCCCCCGCCUCUAGAUGCUCACUUGGUCAUUUCUGUCAUGUCUAUGUGGACCAGAAUGCAGCCAGCAUAUGCUGCAAACAUGUGGAAUGAAGCUCUUAAUAUGCGGCUUGGGACAGAGGGUUUGGACUUGCAUGAUAUUCUAGCUGAAACUGAAACGCGAGGUGUAACUUUUGAUCAAUUACUCACUAUUCCCGAACAAGAUGAAUGGGUCUAUAGUGAUGGUAAGUCUACAACAUGUGUCGCCUUUAUUCUGGCCAUGUAUAAAGCAGCUGGAGUAUUUGGUCCACUCUCUAAUUCUAUUCAAGUAACUGAGUUUACGAUCAGGGAUGCCUACAUGCUUAAAAUAUACGAGAACAAUGUGACACGUUUGCCAAGUUGGUGUAAUAACAGUGAUGAUCAGCUCCCGUUCUGCCAGAUAUUGGGGGAGUAUAAGAUGGAACUGCCAUAUUAUAACACUCUAGAGCCAUACACCAAUAUGAAUGAGAAUUGUCCUUCUCUGCCUCCAACUUAUGAGAGACCCGUUCGUUGCUGAAUACUUCGACAUUUACUAUUUUACGUGUGGAUUUUCCCGGACAAUGGGUUUUGUUCUGCAGCCCAAGCUUGUAAUAUAUUGUUGCGUUUGGUCUAAGAGACAUGCUUCACGUGGUCUUCUCCAGGUUAAACUUUAAUCAAAAUGUAUAUAUCUCUAUCUUAGGUUUCUUGAGAACAUCCAGUAUGUGAAAUAAAAUGAGUUAAGUGC